CGCCCCCUAAUUGGCAAUGUUUCUGUUUUGAUCGAGAGCAGCGAAUGACGACAAACGCAGUUGUCUAGAAACUGGUCCUUUUUGGCAGCUGGCUCGGUGACCCUGCGCCAGCACCUGCUUGAUCUCUUUAAGGGCACCAUGGUACUGCCGCAGUACACGUUCGCGGCGCUGGCAAUCGGAGCCAUCGCUGCCAUCGCCAUCACUUUGUACACCACCCUGAAUGGGACUGCACCAAACAGGCAGCGAAAUGACAAUGGGCACAACUCGCGUCGACGGAGAGUUCAGAAAAUUUGCGAGGUAUGCAAGAAGAGAGGAGACAUGAUCGUCCUGCCCUGCAAACACACAUAUCACAAGUGCUGCUUCAUGAACCUGUAUGGAGACGACGUCGGACCGAAGGUGCCGUCAUCUUGCAUUGUUUGCUGGAGUAAUCUGUCCAAAGAACAAAGAUCAGCUGUGGAGGAUGUUAGAGACAUUGAGUGCAGCAUCUGCCUCGAAAGUGUCGUCAGAGAUGCUGUUGCCUUGGAGUGUGGACACCAGUUUCACAACAUUUGCGCCAAUGCUCUCAUUCAGCAUCAAGAUCGAAAAUGUCCAAACUGCAGGGAAGCCCUUUCUACGCGCGAUUUGAAGGACAUAGUCAACGCAACCAGAUGAACUUGUGUCGUCCAAUUUUAUUUUGCCUGGAGCUCUCUUUGGUUGAACCAGCUCUAUUUAUUCUCUUUAUCAAUGUUUCGUUUGAAUUAUUACUUAAAUGUGUCUAUUGUCCAUACAUUGGGAAUUGAAAUAAGAAAUUAUUUCUGCUUUUUAGAUUACGGCAUGUCGCACUGCUAACAAAUAUAAUGCCUGUUUCGAUUUUUUCGACCAAACUUCAGGCUUAGGUUUAGAGACGUGUUUUGAAACAAAGUGACGAUGUUUUAUGUUAUCAAAUUUGUUAGGAUGAAUGCUGUAAAUAUAGCAACACUCGCUGAAAGUAAUGUCGGCUCAAAAAAGAAUCGGAUCAGAUUCAAAAUGUAACGUGCGAGUAAUAGUAUUUAGUGAGCAAUAAAUUGUCAGCUGAA
Molecule: messenger RNA, 1055 nt
Organism: Cloeon dipterum
Lineage: Eukaryota; Metazoa; Arthropoda; Insecta; Ephemeroptera; Baetidae
Exons: 4
Coding region: 139-651 (170 amino acids)
Source: RefSeq, a predicted model, not a curated record